Messenger RNA from Solea senegalensis (Senegalese sole), 4062 nucleotides. RefSeq names its product E3 ubiquitin-protein ligase Midline-1-like. Bases 323 to 2392 code for a protein of 689 amino acids. Gene Ontology annotation, molecular function: protein binding; zinc ion binding. The transcript is spliced from 10 exons. The record is from RefSeq and is a predicted model, not a curated record. NCBI's taxonomy places the organism in Eukaryota, Metazoa, Chordata, Actinopteri, Pleuronectiformes, Soleidae.
UGUGCCGGGUCAGGGUGGAAAGGCUUCCACAGGCAGGGGGAGGAAACAUGUCAUGAGAGGUGAUAACACAGCCACAGAGGACGUAUCCACAUCCUCACUGACUCCCAACUUCGCUGCUCACCGCUGAUUCUGCUGCUGUUUCCCACAGAGAAGAGAGGGAGCCAAAGAUAGCCUCUCUCUCCCACUUCUCUCUCUUCCCCUCUCUUUUUUUUUUUACUUUGUUUGUGGACGAUGGGAUUUUAAUCAUGUGGAAGAAAGUUGAGCAGCUCUUCUGGAUUUCGCUGACACUGCGUCUGGUCCCGCCUGGCCUCCCCUGAACAGGAUGGACUCUCUGGAGUCGGAGCUGACCUGUCCAAUCUGUCUGGAGCUCUUUGAAGACCCGCUUCUGCUCCCCUGCGCCCACAGCCUGUGCUUCGGCUGCGCCCACCGCAUCCUCGUCUCGCACUGCACCACCAGCGAAUCUGUUCAAAGCAUUGCCGCCUUCCAGUGCCCCACAUGUAGAUAUGUCAUUUCUUUGAGUCCUGAGCGCGGACUAGAAGGGCUUAAGAGAAACGUGACCUUGCAAAACAUCAUUGAUAGAGUCCAGCGGGCCUCAUCUUCAGCCGGGCUCCCUCUACCACUUGCGCUGCCUGCACCCCACAGUGGACCGAACUCCCCCAGUGAGGAGGGGAGCAACCGGUUGGCACUGAUCCCCGUCAGCGCCGCCAUGUCCAGCCCAAGUACGCCUCCUGAGCCGGUCCAGUGCCAGUUCUGCGAGCAGGACCCGCCACAGGAAGCGGUCAAGACGUGCGUGACAUGCGAGGUGUCCUACUGCGAGGAAUGCCUGAGGGCGACUCACCCCAACAAGAAGCCGUUCACGGGUCACCGGCUCAUCGAGCCCAUGUCUGACUCGCACCUCAGAGGGCUUCAGUGUCUGGAGCACGAGGAGGAAAAGGUCAACAUGUACUGUGUCAGCGACGAUCAGCUCAUCUGCUCGCUGUGCAAGCUGGUCGGGCGGCACAGGGACCACCAGGUGGCAGCGCUGAGUGACCGCUAUGAAAAACUCAAGCAAGCGCUGGAUUCCAACCUGAGCAAUUUGAUAAAGAGGAACAAUGAGCUGGAGUCACUCAUGGGGAAGCUGAUUCAGACUUGUCAACAUGUGGAGGUAAACGCUUCCCGUCAGGAGAACAAGCUCCUGGAGGAGUGCGACGUCCUGAUUGACAUCAUUCAGCAGAGGAGGCAGAUUAUUGGCAGCAAGAUCAAGGAGGGGAAGGCACAUAGGCUUCGGAAGCUGACCCAGCAGAUCUCGAACUGCAAACAGUGCAUCGAGAGGUCGUCGGUCCUCAUCGCGCAGGCCGACCAGACGCUAAAGGAAACCGACCACGCUCGCUUCUUGCAGACCGCAAAGAGCCUCAACGAGAGGGUUUCGAUGGCAACGGCGUCAACCCAAGUGCUGAUCCCCGAGAUCCACCUGACGGACACGUUCGACACCUUCGCCCUGGACUUCACCAGAGAGAAGAAGUUGCUGGAGAACCUGGAUUACCUCACAGCUCCGACUGCUCCGUGCAUAAGGGAGGAGCUAUGCACGGCUUCCUAUGACACCAUCACCGUCCACUGGACGUCUGAUGAUGAAUUCACAGUCGUGUCCUAUGAGCUCCAGUACGCCAUCUUCACCGGACAGUCCAACAUUGCCAGUCUCUGUAACUCACUGGAGAGUUGGAUGAUUGUUCCCAACAUCAAGCAGAACCACUACACGGUGCACGGCCUGCAGAGCGGCACCAAGUACAUCUUUGUUGUCAAGGCCAUUAACCAAGCAGGAAGCAGGAGCAGUGAACCGGGAACUCUCAAGACCAACAGCCAGCCUUUCAAGCUGGACCCCAAAUCCGCUCACAAAAAGCUGAAGGUGUCUCACGAUAACUUGACAGUGGAGCGGGAUGAAACCACAUCCAAGAAGGGCCACAGUCAGGACCGGUUCUCAAGCCAGAACAGCUACGGCGUGGUAGGAAACGUCUACAUUGACAGUGGCCGUCACUACUGGGAGGCUCUGAUUGGAGGGAGCACAUGGUACGCUGUGGGUAUAGCCUACAAAUCGGCCCCCAAGCACGAGUGGAUCGGCAAGAACUCGGCCUCCUGGGUGCUCUGCCGCUGCAACAACUCCUGGGUUGUUCGCCACAACAGCAAGGAGCUCGCCAUCGAGCCUUCGCCACACCUGCGGAGAGUUGGCGUCCUCCUGGACUACGACGCCGGUUACCUGACAUUCUACGACGCCGUGGGCUCGCAGCACUUGCACACAUUCCACGUGUCCUUUGUCCAGCCCGUGUGUCCCGUGUUUAAUGUGUGGAACAAGUGUCUGACGAUCCUCACCGGUUUACCAAUCCCUGAUCACCUGGAGGUAGUGGAACCGAACAACUGAACGAAGCUGAGACCGGCCUCGUUACUUUAAAGCUGCGCUGUCCAUGACUAGUAAAACGACUCGAUAAUCUGAUCAGUUGAGCAAAUGAAAUCGCGCUCGCGUGCACUUCGAAAAUCUGACAUCACGUUCCGCAAUCAAAUUCAUUCCUAUCUGUGAAAAGUCACCCAGUGCAGCUUUAAAGUGCAAAGACAAAAUUGUGAGGUGUGUUUUUCAUCAAACCUCUCAGACAUGUGAUCUCAGUUGUUUCGUUUAGGCUUUGUCAAAGCAAAACACAAUGCUGGCAUAUGUUGUAUUGACUCAAAAAAGACUUGUUCGAGAUGGAUGGCAAUAAGCUGGAGUCAGUACAGAGGAAACCAGGACAAAUGGACCUUUUUCAUUCUCUGAGGCACUUUGGGCUAUGAUUUGUACCACGGUACAACUAGGAAAAAAAGCCACAAAUCAAUUUCUAAUUUUCUUCUUUUCCUUUACACCUUUUUUUAUCCGAUAUAGCACUUUGAAGAUCUCUUACCACAUACACACACACACAUACACGAAACAUGAAGGCAAACAAUACAUACAUUUAACUUAUCAUGCUGAAGGAGCAUUGUAACAUAGGUAUAUUUUGUAAAUUCACAAACAGUCCCCCUUAUCUUCCCCUUGUUGAUUAAAAAAAAAGGAACCAAAGUAGCCAUUGUUGUCCAUUCAGGUGUCUUUACUUAAAAUUUUACACUUAAUAAAUGCUGAAUUAUUUUUGAAAGUUGCAGAGAAUUAAAAAGUAUUAUUCUAAUAUUGAAAGUAAAACAUUCCUUUAAAUGUAGAUUCUUUUUUUAGCACAUUGUUCAUCUUUAAUUCAUGGUCCUGUAGCCUUGUUUAUUUUAUUUAUUUUUGGUGCAGUUACCAUGCAUUCAUAUUGGCAAAGUGUUGCGUUGCAUUUGACAUAUUGUGUUCAUUUUCUUUUCUGGCAGCCAGACAAGUCCUGACAUUACAAGUAAUCUGUGAGUUGUGUUACAGUUGGAGCCCCAGGUUAUUAUUGGAGCCAAGUGAUGAAGUGCACAAUUGGGUGCGUUUGUUUUUCUUUUUUAUUUCUCUAACAACCAGUUUAGUGGGUCAUAUGUGUGUGCCAAUGCUCCAGAACCAGAACUUCCCAAUUUAUAUUCAACUUUGUGUCAUUUGAGGUUUCAAAUCGACAUGCAGCAAAACAGCUCGGAAAUAUUCAGUUUAGUCAAAUUAUUUGCCAUCGUAUUCAAACACCAUAGCCACUCAUGUGACCACGAGUUUUAUUAGGAUCUUUUUUUUUAAAAAAAAAAAGGCCUAAAUGAGAUUUAGCCACUGCUGUUUUCACUUACCAAAGGGAUUUUUCUCUAAUUCUCAGUGUGAAUACAAUACUCUGGUCUGAUUUCUCAGUGUUUCAUUGUUUCAAUACCUAGUACACUUACAAAUGUGGAGGAUACAUUCUGUCCAAUUAACUCUGUAUUUCCUUGGCAAUAAACUCAGCUGUAUGUUUACUUGUAUCCAGUAUGAAUAUAUAUAUAUAUAUAGUGCUUAAUUUAAUGUCUCCAUUUUAACUUUAUGACCACGGUGUAUUAUGUUUUGUCUCGAUGGACAUUUUUAUGGCAAACAGGAUUGAAGCGCUUGCAUCACUGUCGAGUUAGAUAAGGACGAGAAGGUCAAAAAAUAAAAGUUUAAUUUCA